UGAAUCCCCAAAUCUUAAAUUUUCAAUUAACUGUUAGGGAUUCCUUUCUGUUUCUGAUUUCGUCGAUUGAAAGCACAAUCGUUUCGUGUACUCAUUGCCUCUGUAUAGUCCACGCCAAGUUACUUGGCUUGCAUUUCGCUUAAAUUGAUUUUAUUUCUGAGUUUUUCUUGGAACGCUUGAAAGAGGUUACCUUUCAAGUUCGCAUUAUGACAUUCCAUAUGCUUGUUGAUACAGUGUAGUAGAGAUGAACAUAUCUGCUCUUUUGACUUCUGCUGGUAUCAAUACUGGCAUAUGUGUGGGGGCUUUUUCUUUGUACUCUGUCUUAAGAAAACAACCCAACCUUGUGAGCGUGUACUUUGCCCGGAAGCUUGUUCAAGAGCAAUCAAGACAUGAAGAUUCCUUUUGGUUUGGAAGGCUUAUUCCUUCCGCUAGUUGGAUAGUGAAGGCAUGGGAAGCAUCCGAAGACGAAUUAUAUGCCGCUGGCGGUGUGGAUGCUGUGGUAUUUCUACGUAUGGUUGUCUUCAGUCUCAGAGUAUUCACUGUUGCUGCCGUAAUAUGCUUGUUUCUUGUUCUUCCUCUUAAUUAUUUUGGGACCGAUAUGGAGCAUAAGCUAAUUUCAAAUGAACCAUUGUCUGUGUUCACGAUUGGCAAUGUCAAGGAGGGAUCAAAAUGGCUUUGGGCCCAUUGUCUUGCAUUAUACAUAAUAACUUGCUGCGCGUGUAUCCUACUUUAUUAUGAAUACAAGAACAUAACGAAGAUCAGAUUGGCGCAUAUUGCUGCAUCCGUUUCCCACCCCAGUUAUUUUACAGUAAUUGUUCGUGGCAUUCCUUGGGUUCAGGAUGAAUCAUAUAGUGACACCGUCGCAAAAUUCUUUACGGAGUUCUACGCCUCAAGCUAUUUAUCUCACCAAAUGGUUUAUCAGUCUGGAGCAGUCCAGAAAUUGAUGAGUGAUGCUGAGAAGAUGUAUAAGAUGCUGAAGUCUACACACACGGAGAAAUGUUGUGUACCACGAUUAAUGAGAUGUGGCUUUUGUGGAGGCACUGCAACAUCUUUUAAGAUGCUUUCUAAUGAGGCCAAAACUCCUAAGGAAGAAAGUUGCUUUGAUGGUGUGGACGUGAAGAAAAAGAACUGCUUUGGUUUUCUUCAGGACUCGUUAUGCUGCAUUGCUUGUCUCAGAGACUCUUCAAUCACCAAAUCCCCUGUCAUGGGUGACAAAUGCUGCUCCAGAACCAAGUGAUAUAUAUUGGGCAAAUUUAUGUGUACCACAUCAAAUCUUUUGGAUCCGGAAAAUUAUCGUUCUUGUGGCCUCUAUGCUUUUUGUGAUCUUCUUCCUUAUCCCUGUGGUGUUUACACAAGGGCUUGUUCAUCUGGAUAAACUACAAAGGAUAUUUCCGUUCUUGAAGGAUAUUGGACGAAGGAAGGUUUUAGUACAGCUGAUCACUGGAUAUCUGCCUAGUGUUGUUUUCGUUAUCUUUUUGUAUUUGGUCCCACCAGUGAUGAUGUUUUUCUCCACGAUAGAAGGCGCCAUAUCACGUGGUGCCAGGAAAAGAAGUACAUCCAUUAAAUUUGUUUGCUUUCUUAUAUGGAAUGUAUUCUUUGCCAAUAUUCUCACAGAGGCUGCUAUCGACCAUUAUCAAUUUACAUUCACAAAGUUGGGGGAUGCAAGAAAUAUACCAAAUUUGCUUGCCAAAGCAGUGCCAGCGACGGCCACCUACUUCAUGACUUAUGUUCUCGCAUCAGGCUGGGCAAGUUUGUCCUGUGAAAUCAUUCAGCCAUUUCCUCUUCUCUGCAACUUAUUUUAUAGAUACAUUCUUCGAAAUAUGGAUGAUUCAUCUUACGGCGCAUAUACCUUUCCGUACCAUACAGAAGUUCCGAGAGUCCUUCUGUUUGGGGUGCUGGGCUUCACUUGUUCCACAAUAGCACCACUAAUAUUGCCCUUCUUACUGGUUUACUUUUUCCUUGCUUAUCUAGUUUACCGCAAUCAGAUACUGAAUGUAUAUAUCACAGAGUAUGAUACUGGGGGACUAUAUUGGCCUAUUGUUCACAACACAACAAUAUUCUCAUUGGUGCUGACCCAAAUAAUUGCUUUGGGAGUUUUUGGAAUCAAAGAAUCACCGAUUGCGUCAAGUUUCACUAUUCCACUAAUCAUUUCUACGCUCCUCUUCAAUGAGUAUUGCGGUCAAAGAUUUCUCCCAACCUUCCAAAAGAUCCCAACAAAGAUUAUCAUUGAAAUGGACCGUAAAGAUGAGCAUUGCGAGGAAGAAAUGCAUCAGAAAUUGCAAUCCUCUUAUUGUCAGUUCAGAUCCAGGAAUCUCAAUCUACAUAACACCCCAGAAUGUAGUAGUAAGCCUCAGUCUGUACUGGGCAGCGCUGAGAUGGGGGAUGCUGCCAGGGUGGAAGAUCUGGAGAACAGUACAAGAAAGGGAUGAUCCAUAUGGCAACCUGGAACUUGGCCUUUGAAGCACCUGUUUGUGAUUAUAUCGACGACAUUUGUCUAUACGCAUUCUUCUUCAUUGAUAGUCAGGUUAGAUUAGGAACAGAGUUUCUUAUACUUUGGCAUGGUUGGACGUUGUAUAUCAAAUUUAGCCCUCAAGAUGAAUUCGAAGAUGUAAAUCUGUAGCAUAAGUUCCAAGUUAUUCCUUAGAAAUUAGUUUUGACACAGAAACUAGAACAAGGUACAGAGGCAUUUGGUUUCUUUCCUAUAAAAUCAUACUCUAUCGUGACGUUGAAGAGGUGUCCAUCUCAGGAAAGAGAAUGAAAAGCCAAA
This is a messenger RNA of Sesamum indicum (sesame), 2767 nucleotides long. The record is from RefSeq and is a predicted model, not a curated record. NCBI's taxonomy places the organism in Eukaryota, Viridiplantae, Streptophyta, Magnoliopsida, Lamiales, Pedaliaceae.